AUGUUUAACAAUGAUGUACAAACACCAUCUACUAACAAUUGGAAACGGAAUACUAAUGAGCAUCCAAUUGAUCGAAUACUUACAGCUUAUUUUCAUACAAAUAAACAGAUAAGAAAUUCUCAAUCAAAUACUCGAUCAAACAAUUAUAAAUCAGAAACAAGCCAUAUUAUGCAACGUCAACGAGUUAUACGUUCAUUUUUAAAUAAACCAGAUGAAACUGAAUCAUCUAUUCAAAAACCACCAGCAUGCGCUAUUAAAUCCAAAACUUUACCAACAACAUCUAUUUCAUCUCCACAUUUAUUAUUUGCUGAAUUAAAUGAACAAUCAACAAAUAAUAAUAAUAAUAAUCGUUCACAAACAAUAAAAAAAGAACUUGAACGACAAUCACCUAUAUUAAUUCGUCAUAAUCGUUCGACUAUAGAACAUGCUUCUCCUAUUCAAUUAAAGUCAGAUGUAGCAAAUGUUUCUGGACAUAAUUUAUUAUUAACAAUUCCACCAAAUUUUAUAUUUCGAAAUAAAGUAUCACAGGCAUUUGUAUCGGAUAGAUCAUCACUUAAAAUAAAUAAUCGAAUUGCUACACCACAUAUAAAAUCAUUAAAUUAUUCUAAAACAAUUAGUGAAAAUACUCUUAAACCAAUUAUAUUAAAUUCAAAAUUAAUUCAUCAAAAUAAUUUUCUUCCAAUGCAUAAAUGGACACCAAAAUUCCCAGAACAAGGACUUAUUCAUAAUCGAACAGUAAAUAAUAUAUAUCAUCCAAAAUCACAUUUACCAAGAUAUUUUAUAAAACGUCAUUGUCAUUCAUUACAAUCUGAAAGAAUAAAUACUAAUACAAAAAUAAAUAAUAUUCAAAAUUUAUAUAUUUCACCACGAUCAUUAAAUAAUCCACAUAAUGAAUCAGAAAUAAAAAAGAAACAACGUCAAAAAAAAUUAAUUGUUGAUGAAUGGGACGAUCCUAAAUGGAGCCAUAGUGGUAUAUCCGAUGAAGAUGAAUCGAUUAGUGUUGAUGGAAAUAGUUCAACAUCAACAUGUACAUCUCAAAUUAGUGUUCAACAAUAUGAUAAUACAUUAUCUUCAAUUGCUGGUCUAUCUGAUCAACAUGAAACAUUCUUAUCUUCUAACUUAUCUGUUGAUAGUUCAAAAUCAAAAACUCAACGUCCACCAACCAAAAGAAGCAUAUCACGACGACGUACAUAUAAUAUUGCUCUACCACCUGUUGCUGAACAUAUUAAUGACGAAGAAACAGAAUCUAUUAAUAAUAUUCAUACAGAUGAUAUGAAGAAAAUACUUGAAAAACUCUAUGCUCUACAAAACAAUAAUUUCAAUGAAAAAAAUUUCGAACGAUCAAUUGAUGAUGAACAUAGUUUAACAUUUCAAUUAUUAAAUCAACAAGAAACAGAAUUUGAAAAACAAUUAUCGAAAUUUAAAAAAAGUCGAAUUUAA
This is a messenger RNA of Rotaria sordida, 1440 nucleotides long. NCBI's taxonomy places the organism in Eukaryota, Metazoa, Rotifera, Eurotatoria, Philodinida, Philodinidae. The record is from the annotation of a GenBank genome assembly.